Molecule: messenger RNA, 1047 nt
Organism: Candidozyma duobushaemuli
Lineage: Eukaryota; Fungi; Ascomycota; Pichiomycetes; Serinales; Metschnikowiaceae
Gene: ADH2
Product: alcohol dehydrogenase
Exons: 1
Coding region: 1-1047 (348 amino acids)
Molecular function (GO): oxidoreductase activity; zinc ion binding
Source: RefSeq, a predicted model, not a curated record
AUGUCUGUCCCAAAAACCCAAAAAGCUGUUAUCUUCGAGACCAACGGUGGUCCUUUGCAGUACAAGGACAUCCCAGUCCCAACCCCCAAGCCAACUGAGUUGUUGAUCAACGUUAAAUACUCCGGUGUCUGCCACACCGACUUGCACGCCUGGCAGGGUGACUGGCCAUUGCCAACGAAGUUGCCAUUGGUAGGUGGCCACGAGGGCGCUGGUGUCGUCGUUGCAAUGGGUGACAACGUCAAGGGAUGGGAGAUUGGUGACUACGCCGGUAUCAAGUGGUUGAACUCUUCUUGUAACUCUUGUGAGUUCUGUCAGACUACUAACGAGUCCAACUGUGCUUCUGCUGACUUGUCUGGUUACACCCAUGAUGGUUCUUUCCAGCAGUAUGCUACCGCCGAUGCCAUCCACGCUGCCCAUAUCCCCAAGGGCACCGACUUGGCUACCGCUGCUCCAAUUUUGUGUGCUGGUAUCACUGUCUACAAGGCUUUGAAGACCGCCAACUUGAGGGCUGGCCAGUGGGUCGCCAUUUCCGGUGCCGCAGGCGGCUUGGGUUCGUUGGCUAUUCAGUACGCUAAGGCCAUGGGUUACAGAGUCUUGGGUAUCGAUGGUGGUGAAGGAAAGGAGGACUUUGCCAAGGGCUUGGGUGCCGAAGCUUUUGUGGACUUCACCAAGGUCAAGGAUGUUCCUGCUGAGGUUGUGAAGAUCACCAACGGUGGUCCUCACGGUGUGAUCAACGUCUCGGUCUCUGAAGCCGCUAUGCAGCAGUCUGUCGAGUACGUCAGAUCCACAGGUACCGUUGUGCUUGUUGGUUUGCCAGCUGGUGCCAAGGUGGCUGCCUCUGUUUUCGACUCGGUUGUCAAGUCCGUCAGCAUCAAGGGCUCUUACGUGGGUAACAGAGCUGACUCCGCUGAGGCCAUUGAUUUCUUCUCCAGAGGUUUGAUCAAGUGCCCCAUCAAGGUGGUUGGCUUGUCCGAGUUGGCAAGCAUCUACGAGUUGAUGAAGGCUGGUAAGAUCUUGGGUAGGUACGUCGUUGACACCUCCAAGUAA